CAAGACGACAGGCACAAAAGAAUCCGGCUGCUGCUUCCCUGCGACAGCGACGCGUCUCCUCCAGUCCGCGUCCAUCUCUCCGCGUCACCACCACUCCCCUGCACACUCUGCCCUCGCGCGCCACCCCGAUAAAAUCCACCGCGAAUCGAAAUCCCACUUCCGAAUCCAACACAAGAACCCAUCACCAGACUCACAUGCGUGCAUAGGCCCCGGUCGCAACUCGCAACCACCACCAUGCCUCCGCUGCUCGUUUGCCUCCUCCUGGUCCUCUUGCUUGCCGUGCCGCGGCCGUCUGUCGCGGCGAGGCCGGGUGCAAAGCCGCUUCUUUUCUCGCUGCGGGCGCGGCAGGUGCCGGCGGGGGCGCUGCCGCGGCCCCCGAGCAAGCUGCGGUUCCACCACAAUGUGAGCCUCACCGUCUCGCUCGCCGUCGGCACGCCGCCGCAGAACGUCACCAUGGUGCUCGACACCGGCAGCGAGCUCUCCUGGUUGCUCUGCGCGCCAGGCCACCAGGGAAGCGCCGCAGCAGCCGGCGCCGCCAGGGACGCGUUGUUCCGCCCGAGGGCCUCGGCCACCUGCGCCACCGUGCCCUGCGGCUCUGCGCAGUGCCACUCCCGGGACCUGCCGGUGCCGUCGUCCUGCGACGGGGCCUCGCGCCAGUGCCGCGUGUCGCUGUCCUACGCGGACGGGUCCACCUCCGACGGCGCGCUCGCGAUCGACGUCUUCGCUGUCGGCGACGCGCCGCCGCUGCGGUCCGCGUUCGGCUGCAUGUCCACCGCGUACGACUCCUCCCCCGACGCCGUCGCGACGGCCGGGCUGCUGGGCAUGAACAGGGGCGCCCUCUCCUUUGUGUCGCAGGCCAGAACGCGCCGCUUCUCGUACUGCAUCUCCGACCGCGACGACGCCGGCGUGCUGCUGCUCGGCCACAGCGACCUCCUCUUCCUGCCGCUCAACUACACGCCCAUGUACCAGCCGACUCUGCCACUCCCCUACUUCGACCGCGUGGCCUACUCCGUCCAGCUCCUCGGAAUCAGCGUCGGCGGCAAAACCCUGCCCAUCCCGGCGUCGGUGCUCGCGCCAGACCACACCGGCGCCGGGCAUACUAUGGUGGAUUCCGGCACGCAGUUCACCUUCCUCCUCGGAGACGCCUACUCCGCCCUGAAAGCCGAGUUCUUGAAACAGACCAGGCCCCUCCUCCCCGCGCUCAACGACCCCAGCUUCGCGUUCCAAGAAGCGUUCGACACCUGCUUCCGCGUGCCCGCGGGGCGCCCGCCGCCGUCGGCGAGGCUCCCGGCCGUGACGCUGCUGUUCAAGGGCGCAGAGAUGGUGGUGUCGGGGGACAGGCUGCUCUACAAGGUCCCCGGCGAACGGCGCGGGGGCGACGGCGUGUGGUGCCUGACGUUCGGGAACGCGGACAUGGUGCCUAUCACGGCGUACGUGAUCGGGCACCACCACCAGAUGAACGUGUGGGUGGAGUACGACCUGGAGCGCGGCCGCGUCGGGCUCGCGCCCGUCAAGUGCGACGUCGCCAGCGAGCGCCUUGGCCUGAUGCUGUGACGCCGCUCUGGCGCGCCGUAACCGCUCCGGGGUUGGUUCCUCCACGGCCCGGCGGAACAGCUGCCUAUAACCUUAACCAACCAAACACUCUCGGUCUGGAACUUGUUUAUCACCACCACGGCACCACUGGCGGUGCGUGUCAGCGUGUGGCACUGUACAGUUGGUUAGUGUAAGCGUGUAACGGAGCAAGUUAUCGAUGUGUUUUCUGUUUCUUUGACUGAGUGAGUAGGGAUUUGCAUGUAAAUAUCGACGUGUCCUGAUGUACAUUAUGUGUGGGACAUGAAUCUUGACGUUCUUCAUG
This is a messenger RNA of Phragmites australis (common reed), 1855 nucleotides long. RefSeq names its product aspartic proteinase PCS1-like. Gene Ontology annotation, biological process: proteolysis. The record is from RefSeq and is a predicted model, not a curated record. NCBI's taxonomy places the organism in Eukaryota, Viridiplantae, Streptophyta, Magnoliopsida, Poales, Poaceae. The coding region runs from base 235 to 1554 and encodes 439 amino acids. The transcript has a single exon. Gene Ontology annotation, molecular function: aspartic-type endopeptidase activity.